Molecule: messenger RNA, 990 nt
Organism: Phytomonas sp. EM1
Lineage: Eukaryota; Euglenozoa; Kinetoplastea; Trypanosomatida; Trypanosomatidae
Source: the annotation of a GenBank genome assembly
AUGGAGCUAUUUCUAGAGACCACCAAGCAUGUUUUCACGAGUCUCGCCCUCGAUGAUGCUCGAGGGCGAAUGAUCCUGACGAGCGCCUUCACCGGCGAGGUCCUCUGCGGCGAUCUGGCGGGCGUCAAGGGCGGGUUGACGGUGCUCGCGCGCACCGAUGACGCCCUCGGCGGCGUCGCGGUCGACCCUUUGAGCGGCGAUCUUUUCAUCAGCCUUUCCCUCGCGCGAUCGGUAGAGCGGAUCGCCAUGGGGGCCGCGGGGCCCCCCUUUCAGCGGAUUCCCGUCUACGCCAAUGGGUUCGAGGGGCGACGCUUCACCUCCCCGAGCGCCCUGGCGGUUUCGCCGACGACCGGGGAGCUCUUUUUCACGGAUGCCGGCGGGGAAGGGGAGUCGUCGAUCACGAAUCCGAUCGGUGCGAUCUACCGCGAACUCGGCGGGCUGCGGCAGAUCGUUUCGCUGUGCGCCUCCGGGCUGCAACAGCCCGCCGGGAUCGCGGUCGGCCCGGAUGGGUGUGUGUUUGUCUGCGAGCGGUCGGCGAAUCGUCUCCUGCGUUACGUUCCGCGGGGGAAUCAUUACGCGGAUUCGGUGUUUUAUCGUUUCAACGGCUCCUUCGGCCCCACCGCGGUUGCCGUGAGCCCGAAGGAUGGCAGCAUCUUCGUCGCGCUUUACGAACCCCAGGAGCUGCUGGAACCGCUCGACGAGCUUCCUCAGGAUGGGGCGGGGGAGGAGGAGCGGAACAAUCGCCCUGAGGGCGUCGUGGUGGUUUUGGGGCGGGAUGGCAGGGAGAAGGGGACGAUUGGGGUGCCCGGCUCCCAGCUACGGGGGGUGGCCGUCAGCAAGGAUGGCUCCACGGUUUACGUCUUACACACCGACGAGGCGAUGUGCGUUUCCAGAAUCUACCGUUGCCGUAUCGCCGAGGAGAGCGCGUGUGAGGAGAGAGAAGAGGGAGAAGAGGGGGUGGAAGUGGUGGUAAACGAGGAGAAGCGCUAA